GAGAAAAAGAGAGAGAGAAGAACAAGAGGAAACAGAAGCUAGCCAAGCCCAGCCAUGGCUGCUUUACUUCCUUCCUUUCUCUCAUGACCAAAUUUCCCUUUCUUCCAGCUUUCUGCAAUUUUCAGCGCCUCAAGCAACUAACUGAAUCACGCGAACGGCGUCUAUCGCCGGCCGGCGUUCGUUGCCGAUCGCUGCUUACAAUAUCACUCUUCAGAAUCGUUGUUUUCUCUCCUCUGUUUUUGUUUCUUCGGCGGAGUGUUUGGAUUCUGUGAUUCUGUAUGUGUUUGCUAUGGGAGACACGGAGAGCUGCAGCAGCAGAGCUGUUGAUUUCGUGCCGGCGGUGAGCAGGAACCAGAGGCAGAAAGUUGCGGUCUACAAUGAAGUCCUCCGCCGGCUUACGAACUCCAAUGACGAGGAAUCCGGCCUUCCAGGCUUCGAAGACGAGCUCUGGAAUCAUUUCCUCCGUCUUCCCACUAGAUACGCGCUGGAAGUGAACGCGGAGAGGGCGCAGGACGUGCUUAUGCACAAGAGAUUACUGCAGAUGGCUCAUGAUCCGGCUACUAGGCCGGCAAUUGAAGUCCGGCUGGUACAGGUUUAUUCUGCAUCCCAUGGAAACUCUGGUGACUCUGCUCAUGCUGACUUUCCCAAGAAAAAGCAACCUCAAUCUUCUGAUCAACCCUUGAAGCAGAGCCUCCAUCCACCACCUGCCUUUGGUUCAUUGCCAGACCUAGAACUUGCAUAUGAAGCUCAAGAUAAGGAUACGGGCAGUGUAAUUUACUCUCGGCUUAUGCAUGAAAUCACAAUUUCCACGAAUGAUAAGCCAAAGCUUCUGAGUCAGUUAACUUCCUUACUCUCUGAGCUUGACCUAAAUAUACAAGAAGCACAUGCUUUUUCCACCACAGAUGGGUACUCAUUAGAUGUGUUUGUUGUUGACAAUUGGAGCUCUGAGGAGACUUAUAAACUAAGAGUCGUGCUGGAAAAUGAAAUUCCGAAGAUUGAGCAAGACCAAACAGGAACGAAUCCCAGAUCUUCUGAAAUGAGCAUCCCAACUGUGCCAAUUGAUGUUUGGGAAAUUGAUGCAAGAUUACUGAAGUAUGAGUACAAAGUUGCAUCUGGACCCUAUGGAGACACGUAUAAAGGCACCUUCUGUAGUCAAGAUGUGGCUAUCAAGCAUUUCAGGGCAGAGCACCUAUGCAAAAAACUUCAAAAGGAAUUCGCUCAAGAAGUCUUUAUUAUGAGGAAAGUCCGGCACAAGAAUGUUGUUCAGUUCAUCGGUGCAUGUACCAGGAGGCCAAACCUAUGUAUUGUGACAGAAUUUAUGUCUGGUGGAAGCAUGUACGACCAUCUGCAUAAAAGGAAGGAAUGUUUUAAUCUUCAGUCCUUACUCAGAGUAGCAGUUGAUGUAUCCAGAGGAAUGAACUACUUGCACAGAAAUAACAUAAUCCACAGAGACCUGAAAGCUGCCAAUCUUCUAAUGGAUGAAAACGGAGUUGUCAAGGUUGCUGAUUUUGGUGUUGCCAGAGUGCAAGAUCGUUCAGGAGUAAUGACUGCAGAAACUGGAACGUACCGUUGGAUGGCUCCGGAGGUUAUUGAACACAAACCAUACAAUCACAAAGCUGAUGUUUUCAGCUUCGGCGUUAUGCUGUGGGAACUACUCACAGGAAAGGUCCCUUACGACAACUUGACCCCAUUGCAAGCUGCAGUUGGCGUAGUACAGCAGGGGCUGAGACCAUCCAUCCCAAAGAACACCCAUCCCAAAUUGGUGGAACUUCUUGACAGAUGCUGGGACAGAGACCCAUGUUUGAGGCCUGAAUUCUCUGAAAUUUUGGAACUUCUACAGAACUUACAGGGGAUGGUCACGGAGGAAGGAGAAGACAGGGUGAAACACAAGGUAUCUAGGAAAGUAGUAGCUGCAACGGGCUGAGAAAGGGAGUUUGAGGUUGCAAGAAGUGAGAAAACUUUGUACAUAACGUUUGUUGUAGUAAAAUCUCACCCUUGAGAAACAAUUGAUUUAUGUGUUUACAUUUUUGUUUGUCAAGUUAGUAACCAGUUUUCUCUUUCAACAACUUGUACUAAUGUUUAACUGUUGUUCAGCUUAUGAGAGUGAUAUGCACGAUCUCGCGCUGGAAAUAAUUGUAAACUUGCUAACUCCAUGUAUUCCGAGGAAAUAUACAGCUCGAAGUUAGCAAGAGCGGAAACUUAAUUGUUCAUUUUUUGUUUUGUAACCCUUUUGCUUGCACCCAAGACUCAGGUCCCCUUCAAGAACACUUCUCGAGGCAUGAUGAUGAGGCUGGAAGCUGUAACAGAUGUAUUCCACACUGGAAAAAGAAAACCAUUAACCUUCAACUCAAGAGCAUUUCCUCCAAUGGAGAGAUUGAGAAAGCCUUGAAGUCUUGCUGUUCUCGUGCCAAACUGAAGCAGCAACAUGAAGAAAAAGAAGCCCUCUUGAAUCACAGCUGUGGCCAGGAAGAACAGUUAGUUGUAUGGUAUUCAUAAUUGCACUCCAUGCACAGAAACAAUGGGGCUGCUGCUGCUGCUGCUGCAAACCCCAGCAAAGCAAAAGGUAUCCUUCGCCGAAAUUGCAGAGGAAGCCAUGUGGUGCAUAGCAGAUAAAGACAGCCAACCGUCCCACGAUGAUGUAUCCUUUCGUCGUAACCCAUGGAGGUCACUCAUGAUCAGAACCAAGUCCAGACUAAUCGAAGAUGAAGACUACAGUAUGAUCAACUCCAAUGACAUCAGAUCUCCAGAAGGAGACUGCGGCAAAGAAGAAGACGAGGAUAACCAUGAAGAUGUCUCACACAACAACCACCUUAAAACCAGUAUUUUCGCAAUGCUCAUGUGGCAGCUGCCUCAUCUCAUCUCUCUUAGCCUUACCUUCCACACGCGGCAUACCUUCCAUGAGAAAACAAACUCUUUGUCUUUGCGACCUUCCUUUAUGGAAAUGGAAGUUCAUGGCUUUGACACUCCUGGGUGGGAAAUUGCUCUCUGGUUGGUUGAUCAGGUUCAUUGUCUACUCUGGAUGAGCAUGUGCUUGACUCGGAUGUGAAAGGUGAUGAGCCAUCCUUGCAUACAAGGAGUGUGUGCCAACUGCCAAGCAACGGAAGUAGCCAAGAUCUUCACCAAUGUGGCUGCCCCAGGAUCCCAUCAUAUUCAAUGGCCAGGCAUAUUUUUCAUGGCUAAAGAAGAGGCUAUUGAGAGCCAUGCAUCACUUUGGACCAGCUUCGGAUAAUGGAGGGAUAAGCAAAUCAUUGCUCACUGACUGGCUGGUGAAUGCAUUCAGGGACAGGCAAGCCCUCGUGCUGUCCUUGAACGACACAAAAACAGCAGUGGACGAGCUCCACAGCUUGCUAAACGUCAUCAUAGCGGUGAUCAUCGUAAUAAUCUUAUCUGGUCAUGCUGGGAAAUGGGAAUCCCCAUCGCCCAUUUCCUCGUCCUCUUGAGCUCCCAGCUCCUAUUGGUAGCCUUCACCUUCUGCAACUCCUGCAAGAGCAUGUUCGGAGCCAUGUUCGUAGGGCCUAGGGGAUCUUGACAACUCUGGAUUACCAAAAGAUUUGGUCACCACAGUCCUUUGCAGUUGAGACUUGAGACUCCACGAAUGCAGGCCAACAGCAUAAUACAAGCAGAAAAUUCCAGGCCCCAAUCUAACUAUUCGACUAGUAUUGGUGGGGUGCGCCAGGCCCUUGCAAUAGUGCAACGCAUGGGCGACACGUGAGAAGCCCCCGAAGCAAACUCCAGUAGUGGACUUCUCCCCCUAUAAAAAUUAAUUUAAUAUCGUGUGGGCCAUUGGCCCACGUAUCAGAUAUUAAACUGAUAAGAACAGAUACUACACUUGAUCUUAGCCAAAAGGCCGAGAAAGGUAUGAAUUGGGCCUGCAGAAGAGCUGUCAUUUUAUACCCGCUCCCCUUGUUUCACAAAUUAGCUCAAGCAAUGUGGUAGAAAAGCUCCUUCACAUUCACAAUAGUUGUUCAGAAUAAUAAGCACAACCCACAAGGAACCCAAGAAAGAGAGCUCCUUAAUUGUUGUAACCUUAAAACUUUGCUAUGGCUUUUGUGGCGGCCCAGACUGGAAAUAUGUGUUAUUCUUAGCUUGAUUUGUAUGUGACUCAUUCAUUUUAAGGCGC
This is a messenger RNA of Linum tenue, 4120 nucleotides long. NCBI's taxonomy places the organism in Eukaryota, Viridiplantae, Streptophyta, Magnoliopsida, Malpighiales, Linaceae. The record is from the annotation of a GenBank genome assembly.